This is a messenger RNA of Mollisia scopiformis, 1210 nucleotides long. RefSeq lists its product as uncharacterized. The transcript has a single exon. Bases 340 to 1023 code for a protein of 227 amino acids. The record is from RefSeq and is a predicted model, not a curated record. NCBI's taxonomy places the organism in Eukaryota, Fungi, Ascomycota, Leotiomycetes, Helotiales, Mollisiaceae.
CGACAUCGAAUUUCAUUUGUUUGACUUGUCUGAAGUUCUCGACUUGGCAGAGACGUAGACGAAGCCAUUGACAAAUGUUCUCACCGAAUUGAGAAUACUGCUCGCAACUCAUUGCAAAGAUUCUCCCUCCGUGUCGUCGAAAUCAUUCAGUGGAGAAUGAAGCGAGAUUCGUUCUUGAAAAUAUAUAGGUGAAUGAGGUUUGAAUGACGAUGUGAAUCACAGAAGAUGGAAAGGAUGACUGGUUCACGUUACCAACGUAGACGGAGUUGACGAGAAUACCUAGAAAGGACCUGAACCUGGAACGAAAUCCGGCAACCCGACCUGAUCUGCAUCUACCAAAUGGUGUCCCAGAUCGAGACCGAGAAAGAUCACUUGUUACUGGUUUCCGAAGAGGGGCGCGACGGUUCUGCUCCUCCUCCUCCUCCUCCUACUCCUCCUCAAAAUCCACAUAAUCAUCUUCCGGUUGACCUGAAACAUCCGCUGGUGGAGUCACAACACGAUCCACGCGAUCUAGCAGGAGAGCUAAUGGCCAUCUUGCAAAACCGAAGCAGCGCUUUGACCUGGGAACAACGCUCAGUCUUGAACGACUACCACUCGUUGAAAGGGGAGUGCCUGAGACUCAGGAACCCUGAUCUCGAACUUGAUGACCAGGCGCUGGUCUACGCAUAUCUCAUCAACGUGCUGAUAUUCCAAAAGUUGCUCACCGGGCGUGCGACUUUUGUAUUCAAAUCCGCCUGCAAUUUCCAACAUCCUUCGAAUACCACGGUCGAACAUGGUUAUGCCACCAUAACACUUUGGUCGCAAGAAUAUUUCCCGAAACCCGAGAUCUGCCUUUCGAAAUAUGUGCAACUCAUACUCAUUGAAAUGAGAAAUGCGUUUAUGAUGAUAUAUGGAUGUUCGAGAUGCUAUCAAGAGGAGCCGAAUUACUUCGAUGAAGCUGUAUAUGGCUCUUCUCAAAUGGACAUGUAUUAUGCGAUUCUGGAGGCAGCGAAGGAUCCGGAGUUUCUGGACCUGGAGUUUUAGAUGGACGAAGUGGUGCUUUUGCGAUGGAUUCGGCUGGGUGAGGAGUGUCAGACAGGCGUUGCAUUGAAAAAAGUUGCUCUCAAUCAAGAUAAAUGGUCUCUCUUCCAAUCGCAGGCGUUAUGUAUUUUGUCGGAGCCGGUAGUGUUAGAUUCUCCCAUUUGUGAUUCUUGUAGAACUCCACCACGUC